Messenger RNA from Cololabis saira (Pacific saury), 1026 nucleotides. It is a transcript of the gene mos, whose product is annotated as v-mos Moloney murine sarcoma viral oncogene homolog. Gene Ontology annotation, molecular function: ATP binding; protein kinase activity. The record is from RefSeq and is a predicted model, not a curated record. Gene Ontology annotation, biological process: protein phosphorylation. The transcript is spliced from 2 exons. Bases 1 to 1026 code for a protein of 341 amino acids. Lineage: Eukaryota; Metazoa; Chordata; Actinopteri; Beloniformes; Belonidae.
AUGCCGUCCCCCCUCCCGCCCCGCCUGGCCCCCCCCAUCUUCCCCAGCGCAUGCGCGUACAGCAGCCCGCUGUCACGCGGCUCCGCGCUGCUGCAGGUGCCGCGCAUGCGCAGCAGCCCCCCCGCGGCCCCUCCGGGGCGGCCCUGGUCCUCGGUGAUCCAGUGGACGCAGCUGCGGGUCUCCGAGCCCGCAGAGCCCGUGGGUGCGGGCGGCUUCGGCUCCGUGUUCCGAGCCGAGUACCGCGGAGCCGCCGUGGCGCUGAAGCGGGUUCGAACCCGCGCCAAGAACCCGCUGGCGGCGCGGCGGAGCUUCUGGGCGGAGCUGAGCGCCGCGCACCUGCAGCACGACAACCUGGUGCGGGUGCUCGCCGCCUCCACCUGCGCGCCGCCGGAGUUCGGGGGCGAGGACUGUCUGGGAACCAUCCUGAUGGAGCUGGUGGGGACCAGGAACCUGCAGCAGGUCAUCGACGGACCGGAGCCGCUGGACACCUGGCCCAGCUACGCAACGGACAUUGCUAGCGGCCUAGCGUUCCUGCACCGCCACUGGAUCGUGCACCUGGACAUCAAGCCGGCCAAUGUGCUGCUGUCGCCGGACGGCGUCUGCAAGAUCGCCGACUUCGGCUGCUCGCUGCAACUGGACGCCGCUAGCGGCUCCGCCCCCGGUGACCACGCGGGGCUCUGCCCCCAGCACAGCCACGCCUGCGGCACCUACACCCACCGCGCGCCGGAGCUGCUGCGCGGCGAGGCCGCCGCUCCCCCGGCGGACAUCUUCUCCUUCGGCAUCACGCUGUGGCAGCUAGUGACGCGUGAGGCGCCGUACCACGGCGACCGCCAGCAGGUGCUGUACGCCGUGGUGGCGCGCCACCUGCGGCCGCCACUAACACUAGCCGUGUUCAUGACAAGCCGGGGGCGGGGCCUGGCCACGCUGCUGGGUCGCUGCUGGAGCGGCGAUGCCCCCUGCAGGCCCUCCGCCGCCGAGCUGGUGGGCGUCCUCAGGACCUGGUCCCUGAACGCACCACAGACCUGA